This is a messenger RNA of Hymenoscyphus albidus, 808 nucleotides long. Lineage: Eukaryota; Fungi; Ascomycota; Leotiomycetes; Helotiales; Helotiaceae. The record is from the annotation of a GenBank genome assembly.
AUGGCAAAUCGAACCUAUUCCAGCGAUCAACUCGGUCAUUGGGAGGAGUGUAUUUCUCUGCCCCCUCGCUUCCGUCGCCUAGCUUCUCCAAUACUUGAUCUCGAAUACUUGAUAACAUUGCAUACUCACCAGAUAGUCAAAAUUCCAUAUGAGAAUUUAUCAUUGCAUUACACCCCUACCCCAAGAGUUUCCUUGAACCCUCAGGAUCUAUUCCAAAAGAUCGUCGGAAAUGCGAGAGGAAGAGGCGGAUAUUGUAUGGAAGGUUCGAUCUUCUUCAAUUCGAUUUUGAGAAGUCUAGGAUUUAAGGUCGAGAGAGGGGUGUGAGAAUUCGUCCACGAGCUGGGUAAGCCUCUCCACUCAACUCCAGUUGGCUUUUCGAAAUGCAACGUUCUGAUAUGAAAACAGUGGUGUUCCUCAAGGGAAGUAUGACGGAUGGUAAGUUGGUGUUCAAGAGAGUUGCGAUGAAUUGUCUAUCGCCAUCUAAUUCACGGCCAGGGUUCAUAUCGUAAAUAUUGUCACAUUACCUGACGGCUCCAAAUACUCAGUUGACGGUAUAUAAUCUUCUCAACACUCUGGCACUAUGCGAACUAAAUUGCCAAUAGUCGCAUUUGGGGGCGAUGGACAAGUUGUCCCUCUUCCUCUCACUCCUUUCUCUGAAGAACCUCCAGUAUUCACAAACUUUGGAAGCCAGCAAAUUCGUCUCAUCCAUGCGCCGGUGCCACCUGAAAACCAGGAAUCGCCCGCAGCAACACAAAGUCUCUCCUCUCAAUAUGCCAAGUUCGUGGACGAGGAACCACAAAGGUUCUGA